Messenger RNA from Engraulis encrasicolus (European anchovy), 3868 nucleotides. It is a transcript of the gene csf1rb, whose product is annotated as colony stimulating factor 1 receptor, b. Gene Ontology annotation, molecular function: macrophage colony-stimulating factor receptor activity; growth factor binding; ATP binding. The record is from RefSeq and is a predicted model, not a curated record. Gene Ontology annotation, cellular component: CSF1-CSF1R complex; signaling receptor complex; plasma membrane. The transcript is spliced from 21 exons. The coding region runs from base 202 to 3126 and encodes 974 amino acids. Gene Ontology annotation, biological process: positive regulation of cell migration; cell surface receptor protein tyrosine kinase signaling pathway; multicellular organism development. Lineage: Eukaryota; Metazoa; Chordata; Actinopteri; Clupeiformes; Engraulidae.
GAGAGAGAAAUCGUAAUGAGGAAGUUGCCAAGACGGACUUAACAACUCUUUCACCACCUCUACCAGUCAGUUAUCUUUUGUUGUGCCCUGCUAUCUGACUGAAGUAGACGGCCAUUGCACGAGUGUCUGUUCGAGUGUGUGCCCUCAGCAAGUGUUUGUCCUCCGAGUCCCAGCUUUGCCAGUCCACAGCCUGAGGGAGAGAUGCUGCUCUACCUGGCUCUUCUACUGGGGGUGCUGCACUGUGCAGCCCAAGACUGGGGACCACCUGUGAUCAAGCUAAACUACACAGCCGUUAGCACUGCUGAAAUCGCGAUACCCGUCGGUUCGCGUUUCCUCCUGAGUUGUGAAGGUGACAGCACUGUGUCCUGGAAGACCUGGCCACGCACCCAAAAGCAUCACAUGACGAAGUCCAAGAGCAUCAAAGUCAAGAUGGCCGCCACAAGGAACACAGGGGGAUACGUAUGUGUUUACGAUCAGCAGCCACAGCUACAAUCUGAGGUCUACAUCUAUAUAACAGGUGGUGAUUUGUUCACAACCCAGAUGCCCACUGUGGAGAUGGUUGAUGAGGGGUCGACGUAUACCUUUGACUGUUCGUUGACGGAUCCCAAGGCAACAGACUUUUCUCUCCUUCGGUCCAAUGGCAGUGCUGCUCCAUCAGACCUGAACUACACCGUUGAUCCAAAGAAGGGGAUCCACACCAGAGAUCUCCUCCCCCACCACACCGGCGAUUACGUGUGCAGUGCAGUGUCCCAUGGACAACGUAGACAGUCCCAUAUGUAUUCCCUAAUAGUCAAUGCAAAAAUCCGCUCUCCGCCAAAGGUGAUGAUUGCCUUCAAGGAGGCUGUCCGUGUUGUUGGAGAGGAGCUGCGAGUACAAUGCAACGCCACCAGCCGCAAACACCCUACCAUGACCUGGACACACAGCUCAUCUCACAGAGAGAUGAAACACAAAGAGUUCAGCACUACCAUUGGAGAGGUUCACAUAGCCAGUAUACUGACCAUCCCCUCUGUGAAUCUCUCUGACUCUGGGAACAUCACCUGCACAGCCAGUAAUGUUGUAUUUGAGAACUCUGCCAGUAUGUACCUUGAAGUUCUUGAAAAGCCAUACAUCAAGUUUGCUCCCCUCUCACCGUCCUCAACGUUUGAUGAUGAUGAUGUGGUGGAUGUCAUAGUGGGAGAGGGGGGUAACAUUGAUUUCGGUGUGCAAAUGACAGCAUAUCCAGAGAUCAAGGACUACUGGUGGGAAACACCUGAACUGUCCAACACUUCAAACCAGGAAAACACAUCGUCUCCCAUCAAACAUGGAUACAAAAAUGUGCGGCUUCUGAGAAAAGUUCAGUGGGAAGAUCAGGGCUUAUACACCAUCUACGCCAGGAGUGACAAAGUCAAUGCUUCAUUUAGCUUCAAUAUCUCUGUCUUUUAUAAGCCAAGUGUCUCGGUGCGAUGGCAUAAUGGCUCACUGAUCUGUGAUGCCUCCGGUCAUCCUCUACCCACUGUUCACUGGUAUCAGUGUGCAGAGAUACGACCCAUAUGUGAUGCAAACUCCAGCCUUAUGGAGGAAUCCUUCUUCUCCCAGACCACUGUGGUGAGAAGAGAUCCGUCUGGGAGGGGACAUGUGGAAAGUGUUCUUCAUGUGAACCACACAAACAACAGAAUGACCAUACAGUGCUUAGCGAAGAACCAUGCAGGAGAUGGCAUGGACAAAUUUUCUUUGUACUUCACCACCAGCGAACCCUCAGUUGUAAUAUCCAAGAUUUUCACACCAACCCUCAUUGCUGCGUCUUGUUUAGUCGGAACAUUGAUUGUCCUGCUAACAGUUGUUAUCUACAAAUGCAAACAGAAACCUAAAUUUGAAAUCAGGUGGAAGAUAAUUGAAGUCAACGAUGGGAACAACUACACGUUUCUUGACCCAACCCAGCUUCCGUACAAUGAGAGGUGGGAGUUUCCCCGUGAAAGGCUGAGGCUUGGCCAAGUGUUGGGUGCGGGAGCCUUUGGGAAGGUUGUGGAGGCCACUGCUUACGGACUCGGCACAGGCGAAGAUGUCACUCGUGUGGCAGUGAAGAUGCUCAAACCCACAGCCCAUUCAGAGGAGAGGGAUGCUCUACUGUCAGAGUUGAAGAUCCUUAGUCAUUUAGGACCACACAGCAACAUUGUGAACUUGCUGGGGGCCUGCACACAAGGAGGGCCCAUGCUGAUGAUCACUGAGUACUGUGGUCACGGCGAUCUGCUGAAUUUCCUUCGCAGCAGAGCUGAGAUGUUCGUCACGUCAGUGUGGGGUGUGACCAGCCUCUACAAGAACAUCAGCGAGGACCAGCGCCACAGAAGUGACAGUGGCAUCUCCUUCUCUGGGUCCGACUACCAGGACAUGACUCAGGCCCAGCAGAAGCCCAGGCACCCGUCACUGGAUUGCCACCCAGAAGCAGAUUCUAGAAUGUUUGGCAUAGAGGACCUUCUGCGCUUUUCUUAUGAUGUGGCGCAGGGCAUGGACUUCCUCACCUCUCGUAACUGUAUCCAUAGAGACGUGGCUGCCCGAAACGUUCUCCUGACCGAAUCCUGUGUGGCCAAGAUCUGUGACUUUGGGCUAGCCAGAGACAUUAUGAACGACUCCAACUAUGUGGUCAAAGGAAACGCGCGUUUGCCAGUCAAAUGGAUGUCGCCGGAGAGCAUCUUUGACUGCGUGUACACGGUGCAGAGUGACGUCUGGUCUUAUGGCAUUCUACUGUGGGAGAUAUUCUCUCUUGGUAAGAGCCCCUAUCCUGAUGUGAUGGUGAAUUCACGAUUCUAUAAAAUGAUACAAGAUGGGUAUCAGAUGUCUCAGCCAGACUUUGCACCUCCAGAGAUGUACUCAAUCAUGAAGAUGUGCUGGAAUCUGGAACCAACCCAGAGGCCAACAUUCAGUGAAAUUGGAAAGCACAUUGAACAAUUACUACCCGACCAUCCUCAUCAACAGCAGCAGUACAGGAACCUGCAGGAGGCCCUGGAGGAGUCGGAGAUGGAGGAGCUGUGUGAGGGCGAGUGUGAGUGUGAAGGUCAGGUGCUCCGGGAGGGAGGGGGCUAUGAGCCCCUAUCAGAACACAACGCAGAGGAGCAGCAGCCACUCAUGCCAAACAACUACCACAUCUGCUGAGGGGAACGGACAAGGGUUUUUGUUUUUACACACAUAUUGUAUAUUUGUAAAUAUUUCAUGUUCCAACUCACACAUAUACCGUACAAGCAUACAUAUUUAGGCCUUACUAUAAUGUUUUGUACAUGCUGCAGUGACUGUUAGGAUUCAUAUUUGUAGUAGAGUUGUGUAGAAUAGAGUAGAGUACCUUUUAUCCAUCCAAAAGGAGAAAUUGAGGUGCCAAAUAGUUUACACAUAAUAAGCAUACAGAAUAUUUCAAGACAGGUAAUACAAGGCACACCUACACAUAGGCUUACAGACAUUAAGACAGACAACCAUGUGAAACAGUUCCUCACACAUACCAGCAUCAAACUAACUAACCCAGAAGGAAAACGUCUAGAGAAGGUGCAAAACCACAAGGGCUGAAUGACCACAGGCACGCUUGCACCUUGCAUAUACUGUACACACACAUCCACAGCGAGACAGAUUUUAUUCACAUGUAAAUAAUGUCAUAUACAGCAAUUAUAUGCAACAGUGUAAUAUAACUUGUGCUCUCUUGAAUGUGUAUAAUAGAAGUGUGCACCAUUGUUAUGAAUGAUAUGAGUGUCCUUUUCAUAAGCUUUUCUCAUUCCAUUGAUACAUUUUUUACUCAUUUACUUUAACAUAGUCUGCAACAAUGUCAUCAUGAUGGAUUUAUAUAGACAUUGUUUAAUUCUCUUAAUAUUUUGAAACAACCUGCUGAACUUUAACAUGACUAAGCUAUAUA